CUCACUAUUGAGUAUUUUGAUGUACGGUACAUCAAAAAGUAUCACCCAACAACAUGUAGAAUGAAUGCAGCGCGUUUAUAGAAUCGUUGGAUGUAGGAGAAACCACUGCAGUGUUAAUAGACUCGACAGAAAGGAAUAUCCUACAGGUAUUGUUGUGUAGAUUGUAUACCUCAAAGAACCAGUGCUUCGAUCGAGCGGAUGUCAUGUUGUUCAGACCUAUAGAUCUAGCUGGGACAUCUUUUUUCAAAAUGACAUCUAUCAAGCGUUAUCUGUAUGUAUACAUGAACUUCAUUUAGUAGGUAUAAAAGAUGACUGAAAACUCUGGCUGUCCUGAAAUCGACAUCCACGUAGACAAGGGCGACUACGAAAAGGAUGUUCUGCAGAUAAUCAAGAUAAUACGACCAGAGUGGACUACAUGUUGCAUAACUAUUAAGCCAAUGAACCAAGGGAACAUUAAUCUGAUGCUGCUGUGUCACACCGGGACUGAGGACGAGACAGCCAUUGUGGUGCGGAUGUUUGGGGUAGCCCUCGAGGACCUCAUUCACAGGGGCAAUGAACUGGCAAUGGCAAAGUGUUGUGGCGAGAUAGGACUCGGGCCGAAAGUCUACUGUUCUUUUAACAAUGGAUUCUGCUCGGCUUACCUCCCAGGGAAGACGUUUGGCUGGUUGGAACACCCUUUCAAGGACAUUGAAAAUGCUAGAAUCGUUGCGAAGACCAUUGCGAGGUACCACUGCCGGAAAACGAUGGAAGCAGCACGGGCCUAUAAUAUCGGUAAUGGCAUGGACCUGGCUGAAGCGGCAGAGAAAAUACUCAUUGGAUGGCCAGUCAAGUUCAGUGACCCAGAAUUACAUGAACUAUUUUACAAGGAUCUUCCUGACAAGGAAGAACUACUAGAGGAACUACACUUCAUAAAAUACGUCAUUGACAACAUGGGCCUGCCAAGGGUCCUGAAUCACGGGGAUCUUAAUCCGACCAAUUUCGUAUAUAACGAAAAUACUGGAGUGAUGACGUUCGUAGAUUAUGAGAUGUGUGGGUUUAGAAUUCAGAUCGAAGACUUGACUAAGUUCUUGUUGAACACGUCAAUAGCUUUAACAGAGAGUGACAUAGAAAAGCAUAACCAUAGCCCGGAGUUCGUGAGGGCUUUCAUCAGGGCUUAUCUCGAGGAGUUGAGGCGUUUGGAUGGAAACGAAGAAAUCGUCAAUCAGGAAGAGGUGGAGAAAUACAGAGUCUUUGCAGAAAAAUUCUACCUGAUCAUGCAGUUCAUUCAUAUGAUGUUAUUGCCACAAUUUGUAAACACAGUCGGAUCUGACAAGAUCAGCUACCGCUCCUUUAUAACCUGUUAUAAAAUUCGACUGAAAUAUUACUACGAAAACAAGAAUAGGGUGCUAAGAUGACGUGACUCUGGUUUAAAGUGUAUACUUGUGGCGGCACACUGAGUUCAUGAAAGGACUCGACUCAUUGGAUACCGGACCUUACUUACACAUAAAUCACACUGCCCCUUCGUACAUGCACUGUCGGAUGGAGCCCAGCCAGUCCAUUUGUUGGGUUGUUUCAGUGUUUGUCAUAUAGCGGGUAUCCUUCUAUAUUGUGUGGUUAAUUGACCUAUUUGCAAGAAAAUCACAGACAAAGAAGUGAGCAUCUAUAUUCACAGUCACUGGGUUCUUUUAAAUUCAGAUUUCCACUUGAUAUUUUGUCAAUGUACAUGUAAAUAUAAUACAUGUACCUUAUACAAUGUUUUACAAUAAAAAAAUAGCCUGAAAUGUCAAAAGUGAAUAUUUUUCAGUCUUUUUCUUCAUGUGGGCUCUCCUAUACUUCACCAAUUACUAAUGAUGUAUGAUACAGCGCUUACAACUGAUAUUGCAGUGAUAAAAUUGAGCCGG
Lineus longissimus is the source of this 1880-nucleotide messenger RNA. RefSeq names its product ethanolamine kinase 1-like. The record is from RefSeq and is a predicted model, not a curated record. Lineage: Eukaryota; Metazoa; Nemertea; Pilidiophora; Heteronemertea; Lineidae. Gene Ontology annotation, biological process: phosphatidylethanolamine biosynthetic process. Gene Ontology annotation, cellular component: cytoplasm. Gene Ontology annotation, molecular function: ethanolamine kinase activity. Bases 309 to 1394 code for a protein of 361 amino acids. The transcript has 8 exons.